AUGACUCUCUCUUCAAACGUCGGUUCGCGGGCGCAGGUAAUGCACGGCACUGCAAAGAAAACAUCCGGUGGUCUGGAGAAGGCGGAUCUGGCGUACAAUAAGAGCGGUUCCAUUGUUUCAAAAAAGAAGUCCGUCGAAGCCAAGAAAUCUGAGAACGGCCUCCUGAAGCUAUGGCGCAGAGCGAUGCAAGAAGUGUCCUCGUCUCCAAUGUACAAAGACAAGUUCGUCAAGCCCAAGCGAGGCUCGGUAGUACACGCGAAAGUUUUCGCGGAGUACGAGCGUCUCGUUCGCGAAAAAUAUGGUGCAACACACGAUGUCCAAAAGUUGACCGUCGACGGGAUCACCAAGAUGGUGAUCGACGAGAGCUGA
Ectocarpus siliculosus is the source of this 369-nucleotide messenger RNA. Lineage: Eukaryota; Phaeophyceae; Ectocarpales; Ectocarpaceae. The record is from the annotation of a GenBank genome assembly.